CAUCACGGCCCCAGUUGGCUCCUCCUUCUUCUUGGAAGUAAGGCAGCUCCAGCAGCUCUUCACAGGACAGCCGGAGAGAAGGGUCCAUCACCAGGCAUGACUGACCACAAGAAGACACACAGAGUAAGGAUGGUGGAAGCUUGUCUGUCUCAAAGACUUUGGGGUUUGCCACAGCUCUCAUUUAUGACUUCACAGUCAAUGAUGAGAAAGCAGAAGAUGUUGCACUCCCGUGCUCAGAGACACACAGACACCUUGAGGUGUUGGCAUCGAGGCCUUGUGGUGAAGGCUCUGAAAUGCCCCAUGGCAGACAGGUGGCAGUGCACACCCAUCAAAGCUCUCACAGAGCAGCAAAACAGGACAAGUUGCAGUUAGAUUUGUUGAUAUAUGAUAGUCACAGUCAUUUUGUUCUCACCUUCCUAUCAUUAACAGUAAUCAGAGAUAGAGUGUCGAUGACACUGUGGGACAAACCGUCAAUGGUAUCUGUUUGUGUUGUUGUCAUAGUAUAUAAGGGGAUUUUUACCUUGGAUUUCCUUCUAAUAAAUGUCACCAUUCAUUGCCAGUGUUUAAUGAGUAGCUUAUUAUUCGGAAAUGACCCAUUGAAUGGAAAAUCAUCGGAAACACAACCUGAAAAAUUCCAAGAACAAAGACUGUACAAUAGUAGUUUACUAUCUUUACUUCCACGUUGAAUCAUCUCUAAGACAGACAUAUGAUAGAAACCAUCACUGGUUUGUUUUAGUCUUGCCUUCCUUUUGAAAAUACACAAUCCAACCUCUAAAAAGCACCCAGACCUAGGACAGUGCACCACACAGUCCAGCCCUGUUGGCCCUCUUCAUCCCUUGAACUUUACCGAUCUACUUUUAGACAUUUAGUCUCAAGUGGCUCUUUCUUUGGCCUGGCAGGCGUUCACCUUCACAGCCACCAGGUAAAUUUGUCUGCCAGUUUGGCAAGACUCUAGUACCAUGCGUGGUUUAUUGACUUGUCAGUCAUCACUGUCUCAGGAGCAGACAGGCCAGACAGUGAGAGAGAGCUGGUGCCUCUAAAGUGAGUUAUUCAGUGUGUUCAGCUUCUGGCUUCCUGAUGUGGACACAGGGCAGGCAGCAGAGCUCUGUUAAACAGCAGAUGUUUUACACUGCGGCCGUUACCCUCAUUUCCUGGGCGGAGAGCUGCUCGCUCUAUUAGACGAGUAACAGGAACCAGAAAAAAAGAAGAGUUAGGGGGAGAGAGAGAGAAAGAGGCAGAGCAAGUGAGUGCGAGAGAAAAGUUAGCUGAGCUCAGAGCUCACACAAAUCACUUUGUCACCAGCAAGCUCUGACAAGCACCAGGAGAGAGAGCUCACCAGGCAGCAAGGCAGGGAGUUAAAUAGAGGUGCCAAUAGGGAGUUGUGUUAGAGGAGACUCAAGAGGGAAGGUAUGAAGGAGUUGCAGAGGGCAUAAACAAGGUGAUACCGAUGGAUGGAUAGAGGAGGAGAGGACAGACACGAGAGCACAGUCCCGAUUCCCAAAACAGCGUAAGCUGAGGACUGCUACUGCUGCCGUUACUGCUGCUGUCUGGAUGGUACUCUCAUUUAAAGAAGAAGGUGUGUCAAAUUUAUACGUUUUGUUACAGGAGGAGAGUCUUUGAUUGACGGAAGUUUUGCUGUGUUUUUAUCUUUUAUGAUACAGUUAUGGAGACAUCAGCGCUGUGUUUGAAGUAGGCAUGAGUUGGAGGUUUUGUAGGCAAUUACGGGUGAACAGCAGCUGUACACAGAUCACAUGCUGUUAUUGCUAAAAAGAGGUAGUCAGAGUGGAGAGUGAUACAAGUUUAGCAGAUGUUUUUUGUGUUUAAGGUUUGUGACUGGGGUAUAAUAAGUUAGUGAGAUAUUUAAAUACAACGGCAUCCUUUUUUCUCCAGCACCAUAGAUAUCUGAUUAGCUCUGGGCUGACUCAAAGCCCCCGAGAGCUCAAUCUGGGCUGUAAAGGAAGCCAGAGGUCAUCUGAUCAAACUUCAAAAACGGCAAACAGUGAAAUAGGAAGGACAUUUUUCUACUCUGAGAACAAGACGCGUUACUGCUAUUUUCUCUUCCUUGGACACAUUUCGAGAGGGCCUAUCUGGCACUAUAUACAAAAACAAUAGUCUUAAACAAAUUGAGAAGAGACCUUUUGGGACAAGGAGGACAGGAACCGAAAGCCUUUGGCUCUGCUAACGACACAUUUUCAUUUUGUGUCAGUGGGGAGAGAGAGACUGCCGGGUGAACAGUACAGCACUGAGCCGACACGUGGAGAUGUAUACAGUAUAGCUGCUUCAAGGAAAACAGAAUUCAGUUUAAUAUUGUGCGUGGAGGCUUGAAAUCAUACCAAUUACAAGGUAAUCUGUGAGCGCAUAACUAGCUCUGUUGGAUAUCUGAGUCCUAGAUUAUUUUGGACUGAUCAGUGUUGUCUGAGCCUCAGGGGCGCUGUCUGUGUACAUGUUUGGCUGGACUCUGUUCACAUUUGACAGCUCCACUCAGCGUCUGGGACGUCAUUGUGUUACCUGUGUGGCUGAGUCAGAGGCUGGCUCAUCACUCGAUGUCUGUCUGCCUACUAGGAUUCUUUCCACCUGCUUCUAUGCAAAGAAGACACAAGUGUUAGGUAGUUUUCACAGCAGCAGCGACAGCAGUGGCACCAGUAUCCCUGAAAUUUCAGGACUCUCCACAGUGCUUUAAUUGUGUUGUCGUGUGUAAACACCUUGAGUCACUCACACCUCACUACAGAGUGAUUCACUGUUGCCAAAGCAUCCCUGCUCAGAGACGGGCAGUGAAAGAAAAAGUGAGAGAGGAUUUGUGAAGAACCAAAGUGCACAAGUGCGCAGUCAGGUUGGCACCAUGAAGCUGAUAUUCUUGAUGUUCAUGGUUGUGUACACGGUGGGCAAAGUAAGCGGUAUGUCUACAUGUAAGACGCUGGACUUGGAGAUGGUGAAGAAAAAGCGCAUCGAGGCCAUCAGGAGCCAGAUCCUUAGCAAACUGCGCUUACCAACAGAGCCUCAUCAGGCUGGAGACGAGGAGGAAAUCCCUAGCACCCUGUUGUCCCUCUACAACAGCACCAAGGAGAUGCUGAAGGAGCAGCAGACUGAGGUCCAGACCGACAUCUCCAUGGAGCAGGAGGAGGAGGAGUACUUUGCCAAGGUGGUGCACAAGUUCAACAUGACCAAUCUGCAGAGGACCCUCCAAAACGUCUCGAUGUCUUUCAACAUCUCUGAUAUACGAGGAAGUAUUGGAGAUUACCGCCUGCUGACCACUGCAGAGCUACGGAUACUCAUCAAGACAACCGCGAUACUUGUUGAGCAGCGAGUGGAGCUGUACCAGGGUCUGGGUACCUCCGCCCGCUACCUCGCCUCACGCUUCAUCACCAACAAGUGGAAAGACAAAUGGCUGUCUUUUGAUGUCACAGAGACGCUUCAGAAAUGGCUCGAAGGAAACGAUGAUGAGCAGGGUUUCCAACUUCGGCUGUACUGUGAAUGCGGCCAGGCUAGCGACGCCAGUAGCUUCAAUUUUGACAUCUCUGGGAUGACGAAGGGUAGGGGAGACAAAGCAGUGUUAGAUGAUUUGACGAAGCAACCACCAUACAUCCUGACCAUGUCUAUCCCCCAAAACGUCAGCAGCCACCUCACCUCACGCAAAAAACGCUCCACGGACACAAAGGACACCUGCACAGCCCAAACAGAGACUUGCUGCGUGAGGAGCUUGUACAUCGACUUCAGGAAAGAUCUGGGGUGGAAAUGGAUACAUAAACCAACUGGCUACCAUGCCAACUACUGCAUGGGAUCCUGCACUUACAUCUGGAAUACUGAAAACAAAUAUUCUCAGAUUUUGGCCUUGUAUAAGCAUCACAACCCAGGAGCCUCUGCCCAGCCCUGCUGUGUUCCUCAGGCACUGGAGCCACUGCCAAUCCUCUACUACGUGGGCAGGCAACACAAGGUGGAGCAGCUGUCCAAUAUGAUUGUGAAGUCCUGCAAGUGUAGCUAAAAAAAUACAGCAUGGCACUGUGCUCUGCCUCUCCUCAAACACAUACAGAGAUGGAAGAGGUCGUGUUUGAGACCACAGAGAGGAGCAUGUGGCAGAGAUGAGGAGGACGAGAGAAAUGUGGACAAGGGGAACAUAAUAUUUAAAGUCAUUAGGAUUUUGGUGGUCCACUUUUCCUCCUGCGGACUCUGCAUUAUCAUGUUGAACGCACAUCAAACCAUGGACGUCUUUAUUUAGAUAUUAUAGAUCUUCUUUUCUAUGUGUAUAUACUUUUUCUUUGCAGUAGUAAAAUAUCUGUCUUGAAAUGAACUAAUUUAUUUGUUGGCGAGACAGAUCUGUAAAGAAGUGAUAUACAUGUAUAAAAGUAUGACAGCUUGACAUGAAAAAAGGAGUAAAAUGAUUUAUUAGAAUCAGAAAAGUUGGGUAAAUGAUGCCAAAGGACAUGUGGCCCAGAAUGACCACGAUGGAAGAACGCUUUUGUUUUCACAGAUGAUUGUCUGGGGCAUUUCAGUCUUCCUAAUGAAGUCAUAGUUAAAGGUGCUAAAUCCCAGGUAUGAAACACAGUGGUUGUUGGGGUUUUCCUGGAAGAUAAUGCCAGCAUGAGAGUUACACCGUAAAGGACAGCAGACAACCACAGGGACAGUCCGACCUGGGGAAACUCCCUCUGACUGAGCGACUGGAGUUGUCAGCCAACUGAGCAACGUUUCACACGAACCGUCCAUCAGUUCUGUUUGUUUUUCAACCCAUGUGAUUUAUACAAUGCUUUUUAUGUCACUGUGUUUGUGUUCAUAAUUGAAUGUCAGCCUGUCCUCACGAAGCCUCCCCUGCUGUCAGAGCCAUGAGUAAUAUCAGCGGUUGUGAUGAGAGUGAUGACACCAUGUUUUUCUCUCUCUCAGGAUUUACAGACAGUUAGUUGUCUUUAGAUGGUGAGGGUCAGGGGGUGUGGUUGUGGUGUUGGUUACAGGGAAACCAUUCAGACGUAAUACACACAUUUGCUGUUUUUAUUUUUAUUUUUUUAAUCACUGCAGUAAAUUAGGGGCAAUGUAUUGCCUUUUAUUUCAGGACAAGGUUUUACUUUCAUCCGAAGUGUGACGCUUUUUGUACUACUUGAGAUUUAAUUCAGCUUCUAUGAUAUGUUUUAGGAACAAAGCCAAGAUUUUUUCAGUUUACCGUAUUUUUUAUUAGUGCGCUUACGAUUUGAAAUUUGCUUUUGUAAAUAUUUAAAACAUUUGAAAUAAAAGUUGAAGUUAAAUUAUCACGUCA
Acanthopagrus latus (yellowfin seabream) is the source of this 5239-nucleotide messenger RNA. It is a transcript of the gene tgfb1a, whose product is annotated as transforming growth factor, beta 1a. Gene Ontology annotation, biological process: SMAD protein signal transduction; BMP signaling pathway; regulation of cell population proliferation. Lineage: Eukaryota; Metazoa; Chordata; Actinopteri; Spariformes; Sparidae. Gene Ontology annotation, cellular component: extracellular region. The coding region runs from base 2840 to 3979 and encodes 379 amino acids. The record is from RefSeq and is a predicted model, not a curated record. The transcript is spliced from 8 exons. Gene Ontology annotation, molecular function: type III transforming growth factor beta receptor binding; growth factor activity; type II transforming growth factor beta receptor binding.